UACGAAUCAGUUUGUUACAAACAAGGGACAUACGAUUUAGCUCUAACUAAGUUUCUUCAUUUUAUUUAGUCCAACACACAGUUUACCUGUGUGUUACGGUUUCUGCUAUGAUUGUUUUCAACACUGAGAAGGUGAAGGCAGAGGCUGGAAUGCUGAAACCGAUCCUGUGAGCAGAGGGAGGAGCAAAAGGUUGUUUAUAACCCAGCAUGUUUAACUUCCUUCCGAAUCAUUGUGUGCUCGACCGAGGAACCAGCCAUGGGACUGCUGCUACCGAUCAUCCUAAGCUGUCUCGCAGCUCUCAUAGCAGGACUGUACGUUCUCGGGGUGUUUCGUCAGCGACGACCAGGAGAGCCCCCUUUGGAUAAAGGCCUUGUUCCCUGGCUUGGUCAUGUCUUCGAGUUUCGCAGGAACACCUUCAAGUUUCUGCAAAGGAUGAAGCAAAAACAUGGAGACGUGUUCACCGUCCAGCUUAGUGGGUUUUACUUCACAUUCCUGCAGGAUCCGAUGUCAUUUGGGGCAUUUGUUAAAGAGACUCGGGAGAAGCUGGACUUCAGAAACUUUGCCAGAGCACUACUGCGCAGAGUGUUUGGUUAUGUAGCUGUGGGUAAUGAAUACCUGACACUUCAUGAUUCCAGCAAUAAGCACCUGAAAGGAGAUGGCCUGGUUGUUUUGACACAAGCCAUGAUGAGCAAUUUGCAGAACCUUAUGCUGCACAACAUCAACUCAGACGCAGAACAAAAGACCUGGAUAGAAGACGGGCUGUUUAUGUACUGCUACAAUAUUGUUUUCAGAGCUGGCUACUUGUCUCUCUAUGGAAAUGUGCCCAGCAAGUCAGUGGAAAGUGAGGAAAAAGCCAAAGAGAAAGACAGAGCUGAAUCAGAAGCCUUAUUUUAUGAGUUUCGGAAAUAUGACCAACUCUUCCCCAAACUGGCUUAUGGGAUCCUGUCUCCAAAGCAAAAAGUUGAAGCAAACAGGCUUUUGACACACUUCAGGAAAACCCUGUCCAUGCAGAACAUAAAGGCCAAGGACAACAUCAGUCGCUGGGUGGGGGACAUGCAGCAAGGUAGAGAGGAUCUGGGUAUGGAGGAGUCAAUGAUAAACAGGUAUAUGUUUGUGCUACUCUGGGCCUCUCAGGGCAACACAGGCCCCUCUUCAUUUUGGCUGCUCCUCUUCCUCAUGAAGCACCCAGAAGCAAUGAAAGCUGUAAAGGAAGAGGUAGAUAGGCUUGUGAAGGAAAGUGGACAAGAAGUGAAGCCUGGUGGCCCUUUGAUCGACCUCACUCGUGAAAUGCUGACAAAGACUCCAGUCCUGGACAGUGCAGUGGAGGAGACUUUGCGCCUCACUGCUGCACCUCUUCUAACGAGGGCAGUGCUCAAGGACAUGACCCUGAAGAUGGCCGACGGCCGCGAAUACCUGAUUCGUGAGGGUGACAGACUGGCAAUGUUCCCUUAUUUAGAUGUUCAUGUUGACCCUGAGAUCCAUCCUGAGCCACAUUCAUUUAAGUACGACCGCUUCCUAAACCCAAACGGAACCAGGAAAACAGAUUUUUACAAAGCAGGGAAGAAGGUGAAGUACUACACCAUGCCCUGGGGUGCAGGGGUGUCCAUGUGCCCCGGACGUUUCUUUGCCACCAAUGAGCUGAAACAGUUUGCUUUCCUCAUGCUGGUCUACUUUAACUUUGAGCUGAAGAAUCCUGAUGAGAAGAUCCCUGAAAUUGACUUCAGUCGAUACGGUUUUGGAACAAUGCAGCCACAACAUGAUGUUGAGUUUCGAUACAGACUAAGAUAUUAAACUACUCAUUCAUUCUGGGGGUAAUCAAAAUCUGUAAUCAUUUGUUGUGUUUACAAGAAAUUCUGUCAUUCCAUUGUACAUUUUUUUUUAAACUUCAGUGUUAUAAUGUGAUAAGCUUGAAAUAGUUGUUGCUCACAAAUUUAAGGUUGUCUUGUUCUGCAACAUGUGAUUUACCACACACCCCUUUGAACAGUUUUCUUCCCUGAAGGUUCUGAUGAUGGAGGCGAUGCUGAAGCCAAUCAAACAGGGCUGUACUCGUUGCCCAGCCUCUUUCAUAGUCACCAUGAAAAACUACAGUACAACUACAGUGCCUCGAAUUUCAUCGGAGACUGCUUGUCUUAGUGUCCUUGCUUGUUCUUCUCCUCCUCCUCCUGCUCCUCCUCCUUCGACCUAAGCUCCAGUGACUGAGUGAAGAACUUUGAAUACCAGUGUUUUCUAAAUGACACACACGGAAAAAAUUCACCAGAUUUGACUCAUAUCAAAGCAGGGAAUAAUGUGUGCAGUUCCGAAAAAUGGGUGGGCUGCUUUGAAAAUGGGGUGUUGUUGUUUUUUUUUAAAGGCCUGGUUGUAAGUGUUUUAACAAUUGAGAAACAAUAAUUUCAGUUCUUAUUGAUUCCUUGUUUUGAUUGCAGAAUGUUAAAGAAAUAAAUUUAAAAAUGUAAAAUAAAGUACCUGAUCUUCGGUGUGA
Molecule: messenger RNA, 2479 nt
Organism: Betta splendens (Siamese fighting fish)
Lineage: Eukaryota; Metazoa; Chordata; Actinopteri; Anabantiformes; Osphronemidae
Product: 7-alpha-hydroxycholest-4-en-3-one 12-alpha-hydroxylase-like
Exons: 2
Coding region: 256-1791 (511 amino acids)
Molecular function (GO): heme binding; iron ion binding; sterol 12-alpha-hydroxylase activity
Source: RefSeq, a predicted model, not a curated record